AUGUCCUCUCGCGACAGGACCCCCCCUAAGACGACGGGUCCACAGUCGAUACCUUUACGAGAUCUCUCGAGACCACCCGAUUCCGGAUCAGAUGAACAUGAUAUCUCAACAGGCACGUUCUCAGGCCACAAGCCCCGGCACAGUCGCACCAGAUCUCUACUGAUCGGACGUCGGACUCCCAAUUACGCGCGACUGAACGACGAAGAGUCGCCCGCAAGAGGAGGACCGUCGUCUGAAAGCGUUGGAACUUCUGCACAAGGAGGAAGCGGUUGGGAUUCCCCGAUUGAAGAUGUGGAGGGAUUUGCGGCGGCAACAGUGGGCUUGGACCUCCAUCUACCUUCGACACCACCCAGUGUCGGAUUACGACGACCGAGUAUCAUCACCACGGCUGCUGAUGGGGACCUGCAAGACGCGGAGAGUCCCUUCUCGCCUCCAGACUCCGACACGACACCUUUGACUUCUUCACGUCGCCCACCGUCUUCGCUCAAGACAUCUAGCUCCGUAUCCAGAGGCCAGAGGCAUGAUAGACAAGGAAAAAAGUCCAGUGUCCAUUGGACGGAUGGUGAGUCACCUGCCGCGGUGCGUGGGCGGACUUCGCGCCUCGGAGAUGAUCUGCCAACGCUCGAUACAAGCGCUGGAAUGCAUCGCAAGUUGAGCACUGCCAGUGGAAUCAGCCGUCUGAGUGUCAGUCAAGGCGAAGUUGGCGAAAGGUCAAGGUCUCUAUCGCCAUCUCCUUCCCCAAUGGCCAGGGCAAACUCCAUGCUGCGAGAGAUCUCACAACGUGUGGUCAACCUGAGUAAUGAUUCGGACAUGGUUGAGCAAAGUAUCCGGCGCAAAUCAUCUAUACGACAACACAGGCGCCCCAGUGCUUCUGCACAUCCCUUGCACGAGGUUGGAGACGAAGAAGGAGCACAACCGCAGCAAGUUCCUCUCGAAAAGGUCCCAUCAGCUGAAGUUGUAGCUGAAACAUUCACACCAAUGACCCCAGUCUAUCACCCUAACCCCCUUGUUGGCAAAACCUGGGGUAUUUUUGGGCCAGAGAACGCUCUACGAAAAUGGCUCUGUGAAAUCCUCGUCCAUCCGCUUACUGAGCCCACAAUUUUGGCUCUGAUCGUCGCCCAGACGGUGUUACUGGCCGUCAAUGCAGCGUCUGAUGCUGUUUACCUGCAGACGCGGACGAAACGAUGGGGGAGCACAGGCUUCGAUUAUGCCAUCUUUGCGUUAUUUGUGGUUUACACCUUGGAACUCGUUGCCCGUACUAUUGUGUCUGGCUUCGUCUCGAAUCCCGUCGAGUUUAGCACCAUCAAUCGGUCUAUUGGCUUGAAACGGGCUGUCCUUCAGAAGGCUCACACUCUGUUCGCCCCCCAAGGUGCCCGAGAGACGUCAAUGGUUGUCAAUGAUGCACCAACGCAACCAUCAAUUGUUCGCACCUUUACCGGAGUUCCUCAUCCUGGGGAGGCUGGAGGGCCUGGCCAUACGAAGCAGCAGCAAAGGAUACGCCUGGCCCGCCGCGCAUUUCUGCGGCAUUCUUUCAACCGACUUGACUUCGUUGCUGUUGUUUCCUACUGGAUCUCUUUCGUCAUGCAGCUCAGCGGCGUCGAGAAUUCAAGUCACGUAUAUGUCUUCAACAUGCUGAGUUGCCUUCGAAUUCUGCGCCUGUUGGGUCUCACCGCUGGAACAUCGAUCAUUCUGCGGAGUCUGAAGAAAGCUGCUCCUCUUCUGGUUCACGUUGCCUUUCUUAUAGGCUUCUUCUGGCUGAUCUUUGGCAUCGUUGGCGUCCAAAGCUUCAAAUCCAGUCUGCGACGUACAUGCGUCUGGGUCGGUGACGACGGAUCCGGUCAAAACUACACCCUCAAUAUUGCGCCCGACAACAUCCAGUUUUGUGGAGGCUACCUAGAUGCUGUAACGGGACAGGCGAUGCCGUGGCUCAAAGCCGAUGGCUCCAACGGAACGGACAGGUCCAAAGGUUAUCUCUGUCCCCAAGGCUCCCUGUGCGUUGAGGGAUUCAGUGGUCCAUACAAUGGUACCGUCAGUUUCGACAACAUCGGCCAAUCGUUGGAGCUCGUCUUCGUGAUAAUUAGUUCCAACACCUUUUCUGAUCUCCUUUACUAUUUGACGGACUCCGAUUAUCUUGCGGCAGCACUUUUCUUUGCGGCCGGGAUUGUCGUCUUGAGUUUGUGGCUCGUCAACUUGUUGGUCGCUGUUAUCACCUCUUCAUUUCAAAUCAUCCGCGAAGAGAGCAAGCAGAGCGCAUUUACAGCCGAGAAAAUCGACGGGCAACUUUUUGAAGAUGAUCAAACGAAGAAACGGACUCAGUUGAAAAAGAUUUACGACAAAACGCAUCUAUUUUGGGUUCUAAUCAUCGUAUUCGACCUAAUUGUCCAGAGUCUGCGAAGUGCAACCAUGAGCGACCGCCGCAAGACCUUUAUCAUGGAUUGCGAAACGGUCGUCACAUUCCUCCUGCUCCUGGAAAUCAUCUUGCGCUUCAUAUGUGACUGGAGACAAUUUUUCCACGGCAAAAGGAAUUGGGUUGAUCUUUUGCUCGCUAUCGUUACUACAGUCACGCAAAUUCCAGUAAUUCGCAACUCGGGUCAGCCAUACGCAUGGCUCUCAGCAUUUCAAAUUGCGCGUAUCUACCGAGUCGUCCUCGCGGUCCGGGUUACAAGAGAACUGGUCAUGGUCGUGUUUGGCAAUAUUGUCGGACUUUUGAACUUGAUCUUGUUUGUAUUCCUGUUCACUUUCCUGGCCGCCAUUCUUGCCUCGCAACUGUUUAGGGGGGAUAUUCCAUCCGUAGAUGCCGAUGGUGAAGUGAUUGGUGUGUCAUUCUUCGACAUCUGGAACUCCUUCGUGGGAAUGUACCAAGUGUUUUCGAGUGAGAAUUGGACUACUCUGAUGUACAACGCUACCCAGUUCAACAACAUUUGGGAUACGGCGUGGCUGAGUGCGAUAUUUUUCAUCCUCUGGUUCGUCGUCUCAAACUUGAUUGUGCUGAAUAUGUUUAUUGCUGUCAUCCAAGAGAGUUUUGACGUGUCCGAGGAUGAGAAACGUCUGCAACAGGUAAAGGCGUUUUUGAAGCAGAAGGAAAUGACUGGUUCAGCUUCUGGGAAUCUCUCACUCACCGCGGUCUUCAAGAUGGGACGAGAAUCAAUCAGACACCGAGACGCUCUCGAAUAUGGCUCGGCAACGGUUGAACAGCUCCUCAAAGAGGCCGUCGUGAAGGACUUUCUGGACGAACAAGACGAUGUCCUUGCGCGUAGGGCGACAUCCAUGCACCUCGACGAAGUACCCACCGUCAAACCCGGGAUUCUGUCCAAAUUCUGGGGCAAAAUCACUGGUUUCUACAGCUCGGCAGAGCCCAAUCCGUUCUACUCCAGUGCCAAAAUCACCCGGGCCAACGAAGAGUUCGAUCCCAGAGCUGUGGCCAAAAGGGUGGUCACGACAACUGAGAACCGUCGCCGUGCACAGCGCCAGUAUUUGCAAAAGCACCCGAAGUACAACGUGUCGCUAUACAUCUUCAAGCCAGAUAACCCAGUGAGAAAGCUAUGCCAAUACCUCGUCGGUCCCGGCCGAGGAACUGAGCGAGUGGAGGGCGUCUCGCCCUACAGACCUGCCUGGUAUGCAUUCUCAGCCUUCACAUAUGCAGCGAUCGUGGCCAUGGUCAUAUUGGCUUGCAUCACCACGCCCUUGUAUCAACGCGAUUACUAUUUAAACAACACACUGAGCAUCACCAACUGGUUCGUGUGGACCGACUUGGGUUUCGCAAUCCUCUUCACGGUUGAAGCCAUCAUCAAAGUAAUUGCGGACGGUCUCUUCUUCACGCCACAUGCAUACUUUCGAAGUGUCUGGGGGUUUAUUGACGGUGUGGUCCUCAUCACGCUAUGGAUCAAUGUGGUCACUGCUAUGUUCCGCGACGACGGCGUCUCCCGAGCCGUUGGUGCCUUUAAAGCGCUGAGAGCAUUGCGCUUGCUCAACAUUAGCGACACCGCGCGAGACACCUUUUAUUCGGUUAUCAUUGUUGGUGGCUACAAAGUUCUCGCGGCCGCCUUCGUUUCCAUGAGCUUGCUGAUUCCCUUCGCCAUCCUUGGAGUCAAUUUGUUUAGUGGCAAAAUGCAAGCUUGUAACGAUGGAGAUUUUGGCUACAGUGCCUUGAGUAAUUGUGUUGGGGAAUUCAACUCUACUCCCUUCAACUGGCCUGUACUAGCGCCCAGGCAGGUUGCAAAUCCCUGGUUCGACUUCGACGACUUCGGCAGCGCCCUGUUCAUCCUGUUCCAGAUUGUCUCCCAAGAAGGAUGGGUGAACGUGAUGUGGUCGGGCACGAGUGUCACUGGCAUUGGAUUACAACCACAGCCAUUUGCGGCACAGGGCAACGCAGUCUAUUUCAUCAUCUUCAACUUGUUGGGUGCUGUCUUUGUCCUGACACUGUUCAUCUCGGUGUUCAUGCGAAAUUACACGGAGCAGACCGGUGUUGCCUUUUUGACAGCAGAACAACGCUCAUGGCUGGAGCUGCGGAAGCUCUUGAAGCAGAUUUCUCCUUCCAAGAGAUCACUAGGUGAACAGUCCGCCAAGUGGAAGAAAUGGUGCUAUGACCUUUCGAUACAGAAACGGGGCAAGUGGCAAAGGUUCAUUACCACAAUAUUGGUCCUCCACCUGAUUCUCCUCACGAUUGACUUCUAUCCCGAGCCAGACUGGUGGGCAACUGUGCGGGAAUACAUUUUCCUUGCCUUUACGGUUGUGCUUAUCGCCAAUGUCAUUAUCAGGAUCAUUGGCCUCUCGUGGAAACGUUUUCGACGGAGCUCAUGGGACAUCUAUUCGGUUCUUGCGGUGUCAGGAAUUUUCGUCACGUCUCUGAUCUCGUUGUCCAAGGUCAACAGCGGAGGUUUCCAACAGCUCCAUAAGCUUUUCCUGGUUUCCGUCACCUUUCUCCUGAUUCCGCGAAACAAUCAGCUCGAUCAACUGUUCAAGACUGCUGCAGCCUCGCUGCCAUUGAUCGCUAAUUUGCUGGCAACAUGGUUUGUUCUGUUCCUGGUGUUCGCAAUUGCCCUGACACAGGCUUUUGGCCUCACGCGCUUUGGAGAAAACGAGAGCAACAAUGUCAACUUCCGCACCGUUCCAAAGGCUCUCAUCCUUUUGUUUCGGACCAGUAUUGGAGAAGGUUGGAAUCAAAUCAUGGAAGAUUUUGCCGGACUUGAACCGCCCCUGUGCGUGAAAGAAGAUAGUUUCUUCGCAAGCGACUGUGGCAGCUCCGGCUGGGCAAGGGCAUUGUUCAUCUCCUGGAACAUUAUCAGCAUGUACAUCUUCGUGUCUCUGUUUGUCUCGAUGAUCUUUGAGAGCUUUUCGUAUGUCUAUCAGCAGAGCAGCGGCAUGUCCAUUGUGAGUCGAGACGAGAUUCGACGCUUCAAACAAGCCUGGGCAGAGUUCGAUCCAAACGGUACCGGUUUCAUUUCAAAGGAGCAGUUCCCUCGCCUCCUAGGGGAACUUUCCGGUAUAUGGCAGAUGCGGAUUUACGACGGUGAUUUCACCGUCAGAGCCAUCCGAGAGGACUGCUCAGUGCAGCCGGGUGAUCCAGUCAAACCAGCAGCAAGAAGAGUGGAUGGCAUCGAUCUCGACAAGUUGGCAGAACGUGUUAGCCAAAUUCCUGUGGCCGAAAUCCGGCAGCGCCGUGCACGGAUCAACAUCUUUUACCAGGAAGUCAUGUCGACAGCUGAUCCAGACCGUGGCAUUCCCUUCACUGCGGUUCUUUUCCUUUUGACGCACUACAAUGUGAUUACGGACUCUCGAAGUCUCCGCUUGGAAGAGUUCCUUCGGCGACGAGCGCGACUACAAAGAGUCCAAGAAAGCAUCCGCAGAAAUACAGUGGUCGGCUUCUUUGAUACGUUACACUGGUCUCGUAAGUUUCGGAAAGCGGUCGAACGACGGAGGAACUCACGCUUGGGUGCACCACCUUCUAUUCCUGUCCCUGAAAUCUUUAUUGAGGAUCCCGACGACAACAUGGAAGGCAGUAGCAGCACCGAGCCACGCGAUUUCACCUCAUCUACACCAUCAUAUACGCCGAAGAAACAAUCAAUCAACCUCCCACCCAUCGACACGACCAUGCCUCCCCCUUCAGGUGCUUUGCGAAGCACGUCACCGGUGGACUUGGAGAGCUCGCCGCGAAGUAGCCCAGUGCGGGCGAGAUUGGGAUCAGUGGAUACUGCCUACCACGGAGCAACAGGAGCAACGAGAUCGUCUCCAACAACGCCGACACUAGCCCAUAGUCGACACGGCAGCAGUGCCAGCGGGCUAGAUGGGCAGGGUAUGAUGGAGAGCUUUGACAAUUCAGCAUGGGGUGAAAGUAUCCGCAGGAGCUUCACGACGAGGAGAACACGAAGCGAUAGCACGCGAGGGUGA
Molecule: messenger RNA, 6387 nt
Organism: Fonsecaea nubica
Lineage: Eukaryota; Fungi; Ascomycota; Eurotiomycetes; Chaetothyriales; Herpotrichiellaceae
Exons: 2
Coding region: 1-6387 (2128 amino acids)
Biological process (GO): calcium ion import across plasma membrane
Cellular component (GO): membrane; voltage-gated calcium channel complex
Molecular function (GO): high voltage-gated calcium channel activity; calcium ion binding
Source: RefSeq, a predicted model, not a curated record